CACAGAGACAGAGGCAAGCACGGACAAACAGGACCAGCGUCUCUACUCCGCUUCUCUCUUCCCUCCAUCUCUCUGUGCGUUCUCUCCGUUCUUCUCUUCUGGAGGAUCUCCAUCGCUGUCUCUCGCCGGAGCAGAACGACAGCAUAAUCUUCUCUCUUCUACCUCCAUCUCCUCUCCAUCUCUCUCUCUCUCCCUCUCCUCUCCAUCUCUCUCCCUUCCUCUCCAUCUCUCUCUCUCUGUCUUUCGAUUUGUUUUCUCCAGGAGGAGAACAACACAUCGCCCUUCUUUCCUUCUCUCUUUCCCUCCUCUGUCUCUCUCUCUCCCUCUCUCUUUCUCUCCGUUGCUCUGUCCAUCUCUGCGUGCAGAGCUCCGAGGGGACGGCAUGGAGGACACGCUCACCUGCAGCACCACUACCUUCUCGCAGGUGUUUGGACGUCAGGGACAGCUCAUGCAAGCCACCGUGCAGUCCCCUGAACAGCUUGAAUGACCAGAUCGCCCACUUCAUGGUGACGCGGCCGAGCACACUGACCCACGAGGACCAGGCGUUCCUGCCCAGCGAGAAGGACACACUCAAGCAGUCCAUGGCUCUGAUGAGGCACCUGCUGAUGGAUGCACAGGGCAAGAUCCUGAAGAUGAUGGAGGACAACAAGCAGCUGGCGCUGCGCAUCGACGGGGCCAUCCAGUCCGCCAGCCAGGAGGUGACCAACCUGCGCUCAGAACUGACCGCCACCAGCCGUCGCCUCGCCGAGCUGACCAGCCCAGACGCCAACCAGCACCACAACCACAACCCGGCUGUGCACCAUCGGCAGAAGGCCUUAAUGUCCGACAUCUGCUUUCAGACGGAGAUGAGCAGCCUCAUGGAUUUCAGCACGCCGGACUCCACCCUGGACAAAGUGUUGCUGCGUGAGGAGGUGGUGCAGCUGCAGGAGGAGGUGUCGCUGCUGAAGCAGAUGAAGGAGAUGCUGAGUAAGGACCUGGAGGAGGCGCACGGGGGCUCCUCCAACCUCCUCUCCGUCACAGAGCUCCGCGUGCAGCUGGGGGAGAAGGAGCAGGAGCUGGACCGGGCCAAGGAGGCCCUGCAAGCCAUGAAGGCGGAUCGUAAGCGUCUGAAGGUGGAGAAGGCCGACCUGGUGAACCAGAUGCAGCAGGUGUAUUCCACCCUGGAGAGCAGAGAGGAGCAGCUACGGGAGUUCAUCAGGAACUACGACCAGCACAGAAAGGAGAGUGAGGAUGCGGUGAAGACUCUGGCGAAGGAGAAGGAUCAGCUGGAGAGGGAGAAGUGGGACCUGCGGCGCCAGACCAAAGAGGCCACGACGGAACACACCGGAAUCCUGCGCUCACAACUGGACCUGAAAGAGAACAGGAUCAAAGAGCUGGAGGCCGAGCUUACCAUGGCGAAGCAGUCUCUGGCCACUCUGACUAAAGACGUGCCAAAGCGCCACUCGCUGGCGAUGCCGACGGAGCCGGUUGUCAACGGCAGCCAGGAGUGGGUGAUGGGGACGGACCUGCCGCUGACCGCUGCCAUACGGCAGAGCCAGCAGACGCUAUACCACUCACACCCUGCAGACAGACAAGCUGCUCUGAGGGUAAGCCCCUGUCACUCGAGGCAACCUUCCGUCAUAUCUGAUGCUUCUGUUGCCGAUGGCGACCGCUCGUCCACUCCGAGUGACAUCAACUCUCCGCGGCACCGGACCCACUCUCUCUGCAAUGUAAGCUCUCCCUCUCCUCUCUCUCUCUCUCUCUCUCCCUCUCUCUCCCUCUCUCUCUCCCAGUCCAUGGAGGACCUGGAGGAUCAGAAACGUAAGAAGAAGAAGGAUAAGAUGACGCUGGGUUCGCUCUCGCGGGUCUUCGCUCGGGGCAAGCAGCGCAUCCUGGAGCCUGGCCUCUUCGAUGGUACUAGCACCCCAGACUACUACAUAGAGGAAGAUGCAGACUGGUGAAGGAGGGCUGUGUGUGUGUGUGUGUGUGUGUGUGUGUGUGUGUCUGUGUGUGUGAGAGUAAGAAUGUGAGGUUAAUAUGAGUCGGAGUGUGUGUGUGUUUGUGUGUGUGUGUGUGUGUGUGUGUGAGCUAGUGUGUAUGAGAAUACCAGAAGAAAGAGAACGGCUGUCUCUAUGACCUGUAAAUAGUAAACUGAAGAAUAAGUGUAUGUAAAUGAAAUAUAUAUUUAUAUAUGUAUGCAUAUGUACAUAUGUUUACAUGCAUAUAAAUAUAUACCUGGGGUUAUUCCACGUGGAUAUGUUCUAUGCUGUGUCAUGAAGCUUAUUUGGUCUGUUUUUUGUUUUUUUUAUAACUGGAGACACAGGCUACUUCUGAGUGUCUGUACAUAGCAGGACUCGUGCACCUUGUGUUCUGCAGAUGUCCUGGACAUGACACGCCACAUUCAGUCUGCAAAUGUCCUGGACAUGGUGUGUGUGUGUGUGUGUGUGUGUGUGUGUGUGUGUGUGUGUGUGUGUGUGUGACACACCGCAUUCAGUCUGUCUGGAGAGACUUGCUUUGGUUGCACUUCAUCUUGCUGCUUCAUUCAGCUUAGCACAGGACCAGUCCCUUGUACACACAUCAACACACACACAUGCACACACAUCAACACACACACAUGCACACACAUCAACACACACACAUGCACACAAACAUCCAACCAUGACCUCCGGCUGGCUAUGUUGUUAUGUAUUACAGUGUUCUGCUGCCUGUGUACGCACAUGAGUGUGUGUGUGUGUGUGUGUGUGUGUGUGUGUGUGUGUGUGUGUGUGUGUGUGUGUUUGUGUGUUUGUGUGUGUGAGAGAGAGAGAGAGUGUGUGUGUGUGUGUGUGUGCGUGUGUG
Alosa sapidissima (American shad) is the source of this 2817-nucleotide messenger RNA. Its product is annotated as kazrin-like. The record is from RefSeq and is a predicted model, not a curated record. NCBI's taxonomy places the organism in Eukaryota, Metazoa, Chordata, Actinopteri, Clupeiformes, Clupeidae.